Molecule: messenger RNA, 441 nt
Organism: Toxoplasma gondii ME49
Lineage: Eukaryota; Apicomplexa; Conoidasida; Eucoccidiorida; Sarcocystidae
Exons: 1
Coding region: 1-441 (146 amino acids)
Source: RefSeq, a predicted model, not a curated record
AUGAGAACGUCCAGCCGUUCUCAGUGUUUGUCCUGUCUCUGCGAAAAAGAUUUGCCCGAAGGCGCGCCGAACGUCGUUGCCUCCGCUCGAGUCGCUUGUCAGACGCAGCGCGAACGCGAGAACGAGGGACGCUCCGAGCUUUGUAUCAGGGGGCCAUCGCGGAGUUCCGCGGCUCUUUUCGCCAGCGCAGGCUCGAACUUCUGUUCCUCGUCACCUCGCGUUGUUUCAAGGAACCGCGACAUUCUGCUGCCUCGUCCCGGCUCGAUUCUUCGCCCCGGCUUUCUCGUUCCGUCUUUCUCCGCUCUUUUUCUCUCGAAGAGUCCUCCGGGCGAGGGCCGCGAAGCCCCUCCACUUUGCUGCCGCAAAGAUUUCUCCGUUCGACGAAAUGCCACUCUUCGCAUCACGAGGCGCUCCCAUGCCGCAGGUCGUCUUUUCGACUAA